This is a messenger RNA of Athalia rosae (coleseed sawfly), 1668 nucleotides long. Its product is annotated as tetratricopeptide repeat protein 29-like. The record is from RefSeq and is a predicted model, not a curated record. The transcript is spliced from 8 exons. The coding region runs from base 61 to 1668 and encodes 535 amino acids. NCBI's taxonomy places the organism in Eukaryota, Metazoa, Arthropoda, Insecta, Hymenoptera, Athaliidae.
UUUCAUACUGUCAAACUGUAAAGCAUUCACAAACUAUCGGUAAACGUCCCAAAAAAUUUCAUGUCUCAUACUUUCGCACCGUCUUGGAAUCCCUGUCAGGUAUUCGGAGAUACAGUGCGAGAAUCUAACGAAUCCAAUAGUUCCAACGUCCCUGAAGCAUUGCGUAGAGUAAAGACUCUAGCUAAGGCAUUGCCGACAGAACUUAAAAAAGUUAAAGCGACAUGGAAGUCCUUGCUACCAGUACUUUCGGCAGAGGACGUCAGAAGGUAUCGCAUUCCACAUCACGAAGUUGUCGGAUUGGAACUGGAAGAAGCUGGAUAUGACGACGCAGCACGAUAUAUAAAGAUGCUUAUUACCCUCGACGAAGAAUUGCGAAAUCAGGCUGGUCCCGGUACCGUGAUUUGGACCAACCCUUGGCUCAAAGACCGCAGCGACUUUGUCGAUCGUUUAAAAUUCGGUUUAGCUGAAGCAAACAGAGCAAUGCUGAACGAUGAACGGGCUGCUCAGGCGAAUGCUCUACUAGAGACGGCGUUAUACUUUCAAGAAAAAACCUGGGAAUGGUGGUGGAUUGCGGAGCAACUCUUCCGGAGCGCUCUGACCGUUGCCGAAUCAAUCAAAGACGAUAGCCAAACCGUAACGACCAUAAAAUACCUGUAUGGACGGUUUCUUUUGAACGAAAUGAAAGACGCGGACGGAUCUUUGAAAUAUUUGGAGGAGUCUCGUGAGGCGUCUCAUGACAAAGCUUGGAAUGCAUCAAAGAUACUUGGCAUCAAGCAAAACAGUCUCUUCAGGGAAUGUUGCGCACUUUUGUAUCGCGUAUUCUUGUCGUUGGCCAGAAAGGGGCAUAAAGAUAAUGCAAACAUCGCGGUCAAGGCCUGCCAAAAAGCGUUGAAGCAUGCUAUGGACUGUAAGAUGAUUAGACGAUAUGUACAUGAUCGACUUUAUCAUUGUUCUAUAAACUCUUUGUUAAGCUGUGAACUGGGAAGAAGUUACCUUCAGGCAAAAGAGGCCAAGCUGGCCUUACAAAAUUUUAUUAAAUAUCUAAACCUCUCCAGAAAAAUGCUCGACUACGAAGGAAUAUGCAACGCGCACAUGGAACUGGCCUCUACCUACAAGGUUUUCAAAUGCUAUUCACUCGAGUUGGGCGACGUGGCGAACACCAUGGAACAAUUAGAGCUGUUUCGAGAAACUGCUUCGCGGUUCCGAAUACCCUCUAAACUAGCACAGGCCCACUAUCUUAUAGGGAAACAUCUCCUUAGCCGAAACUACCUUCCACAGGCUACGGCACAUCUGGAGUUUACAUUCUCGCUUUAUAAUGAUUUGGGACAAUCAGCCGAAGCUCAUCAAGCUCGCUGCUUUGCGGCUGUUUCGAAGGGGCAAGAAUAUAUAGAUCAAUAUAUAGAGCAGUUGCUCAAAUGUGGAAAUAACGAUGAAUCUGCUACCCUGAGGCUCUGCGCUUGGAAAAAUGAUCGAACGCCAUUUUGGCUGGCGAAAAAAUAUGCAAACGAGAUGACUGGGGAAGGUAAUGCCGUAAUGAAAAAAAUAUCAAGUAAUAAAGUUUAUAGAAGCGAAAUUAUUCAAAGCCUGGCACCGAUCAUUAGAGUUCUCUCUGAGGAUUUCGUAGCCUACGAUACUACUGUCAAUCCGGAUUAUAUGAGAGAAAACUAA